CACUUAAUGGUUUAGGUUGGUUGUUUUGUCAUUCUCUUUCUGUUUUUGUGUUCAUCUAAAACACAUUAGUUAGGUUGCACCAUUUGUUGGGCCCAUUUCUCCACUCAAGACUUUAAAUGGUGAGGAGACAGUAAAAAGGGUGUCUCUAUCUCUCCAUUUUGCUUUUCUUUGUUACCCCCAUUUCUACAUUUCUUACAAAUUAGACUAACAAUACAUUUCCUUGUUUUUGCUUCUUGGGUUUUUAAUAUCUUCGUUAAUAAUUUGUGGGCUUUUUGUUUCUUUGAUGGGUUUUUUUUUCUUGGAUUUUGGUUCAUGAGUUUUUGAUAUAUGUUGAGUAUUGAGCAUCUGGAGAUCUGAGCCGAGUUUAUUAUGCUUUUUGAUCAGCUUUAUUGACUAUUUAAGUUUAAAGUUUGUGCCUUUUGAGACUUGAAUAUAUGUUUUGCACUUUUCUUUAUUUUUCAUUUGGGGCAUCAAAUUCAAAUUGUGACUGCUUACCAUUUUUGAAUUAUUUAUAAUCUUCUUUUGAGUUGGGCUUUUAGCAGGAAGAAAUCCUAGUCCCUCCAUAGUGUCCAAUUUAUGUUUUCAAGCUGUCAUUCGAGACAAUGAGUUAUGAACCCUUGAUAUAGUUGGUGAAUUUCAGAAAUGGAAAGAAGGAUUCAGCCUCCUCUGGUGGAUUCAACAGCUUGCUUGUGUAGGGUAGACGCCGGUCUGAAAACUGUUGCUGGAGCAAAAAGGUUUGUUCCCGGUUCAAAGCUCUGUCUACAACCUGAUAUCAAGCCAUCAAUCCAUCCGACCAGACAAAAACCACCACAUGACAGAACUCGUAACCAAACUCCUCUCCUGCCCGUGCUGCCCGAUGACCUUGCCAUUGCCUGUCUAAUACGUGUCCCAAGAAUUGAGCACCGAAAACUGCGGUUAGUUUGCAAACGAUGGUAUCGUCUCUUAGCAGGAAACUUCUUCUACUCUCUACGAAAGAACCUACAACUAGCUGAAGAAUGGGUCUACAUUAUGAAGAGAGACAAAGACCGAAAGAUAACAUGGCAUGGGUUUGACCCAAUGAACCACCUAUGGCAACCACUAGCACCAGUCCCCAGAGAAUACUCGGAAGCCGUAGGGUUUGGGUGUGCAGUCCUGAGUGGGUGUCACCUGUAUCUAUUUGGCGGUAAAGAUCCUAUCAAAGGGUCAAUGAGACGAGUGGUGUAUUAUAGUGCACGCACCAAUAAAUGGCACAGGGCUCCUGAUAUGCUUAGGAGGCGACAUUUUUUCGGGUCGUGUGUUAUAAACAACUGUUUAUAUGUAGCAGGUGGUGAGAAUGAAGGUGUACAACGGUCCCUAAGAUCAGUGGAGGUUUAUGACCCAAGCAAGAACAGAUGGUGUUUUGUUUCUGAUAUGAGUACAUCCAUGGUCCCAUUUAUAGGGGUGGUUUAUGGAGGAAAGUGGUUCUUGAAGGGGCUAGGAUCACAUAGACAAGUGGUUAGUGAAAUGUACCAACCCGAAAUAGAUAUCUGGACUGCUGUUCGAGAUGGGAUGGUUUCGGGUUGGAGAAACCCAAGCACUUGCUUAAAUGGGAAACUAUAUGCUUUGGAGUGUAAAGACGGAUGUAAAGUUAGGGUUUAUGAUGAAGAAAUGGAUUCAUGGAGUAAGCAUAUCGAUAGCAAGAUGCAUUUGGGGAACUCAAAGGGUUUUGAGGCUGCAGCGUUGGUCCCCUUAAAGGGGAAACUUUGCAUCAUAAGAAACAACAUGAGUAUAUCUUUGGUGAAUGUUGGAGAAGACGGCGCAACCGAACAUUUGUGGGAAACUUUGGCCGGAAAAGGGCAGUUGAAGACUUUGGUCUCGAGCCUAUGGUCGAGCUUGGCAGGACGGAACCGCCUGAAGAGUCACAUUGUUCAUUGCCAAGUGCUUCAGGCAUGAGGUUUUGAGAUUAGAUCAGGAAUGGUGGGUGACAAUGUAGGUUGUGUUAGAUGUUGUGACAGGAUGAUACAAAAUUGAAUGUUUCUGUUUUUGUAUGGAAAUGUAGGUUCUUUCUUUUUGCUCA
Messenger RNA from Erigeron canadensis, 2035 nucleotides. Its product is annotated as F-box/kelch-repeat protein At1g55270-like. Bases 643 to 1911 code for a protein of 422 amino acids. The record is from RefSeq and is a predicted model, not a curated record. Gene Ontology annotation, molecular function: protein binding. Lineage: Eukaryota; Viridiplantae; Streptophyta; Magnoliopsida; Asterales; Asteraceae. The transcript is spliced from 3 exons.